Molecule: messenger RNA, 6470 nt
Organism: Procambarus clarkii (red swamp crayfish)
Lineage: Eukaryota; Metazoa; Arthropoda; Malacostraca; Decapoda; Cambaridae
Source: RefSeq, a predicted model, not a curated record
UAAACCUACGCUUCUUCUCUCCACUUUUUUCCAGAGUAAACUUGACGUGUCUGUGUUGGGUUUGUCUCCGAGAGAACCCAGACGAGGCCACUCACUUACCGCGACUGUUCUUCCCCUUGCUUUGUCUUACUUCCUCCUUGUUUGCCUUCUUUCUUCCUGUUUUGGCUCUGUCUUCAUUCCAUCAGAUUCCACCUCACUGCCCUCUACUGCUACGUCUUGUCCGUUUUCAUGUAUCUUCAUCUUCCUAUGCGUCUCUUUCUUCGCCAUUUUAUCUGGCUUUUGUCGUUCUUCUUUCCUCGGGAGCAUCUACCCCAGCGAGCGGGCCCUGUACCAGCCUUAUAAUUCACAGUUGCUCUAGUUGUUGACCUUCUGUGUGCGUGAGUGCGGUGUGUGUGUGUGUUGCAGUGCCGCCGCGCCUGGCGCCCUUCAGCUUCGCGGCGGGGACGCGGGCAGGGAUGCGCGCGCAGGCCACCUGUCUGGUGCAGGAGGGAGACCAGCCUCUGGCACACGCCUGGCUCAAGGACGGACACCCCCUCGACCCGAGUUUGGACGUCCGUACCUCCCAGCUGGACGCCUUCACCUCCAUUCUGGUGAUCGACCGAGCCACCGCCGCCCACACCGGCAACUACACUUGCGCUGCCACCAACGCCGCCCGCACCAUCACCACCACCGCCCGCCUGACCGUCAGCGUGCCCCCUGCCUGGGUGGUGGAGCCAGCCAGUGCCAGUGUGGCCCUCGGGGGCACCGUAGCCCUCCACUGCCUGGCGAAGGGCUUCCCCAACCCCACCAUCGCCUGGCGCAAGGAAACAGUGUCGGGAGAGUUCGUGGGCGUGGCCACGGGUGAAGGGGGCGUGGCCGGCUGGGAGAACGGGACCCUGGCGGUGAGUCGGGCGGACCACCGCCACGAGGGCCGCUACUUGUGUGAGGCCAACAACGGUGUCGGCGCCGGACUCUCCAAGGUCAUCACUCUCAGCGUCAACGAGCCUCCGUGGUUCGGGGUGAGGAGCCAGCGGCAGCAGGUGGAGGUGGGAGGCACCGCCACUCUCACCUGUGAGGCGCAUGGUGACGCUCCCCUGGCCCUCACCUGGACCAGGGGCGCCGCCCCCCUGCCCCCCAUCCCUAGGUACGAGGUGUCGGAGCGGCAGGUGGAGACGGGCCAGGUGUCGGAACUGGUGGUCAGGUCGUCCCACCUCAGUGACUCCGGGACCUAUGUGUGUACCGCCACCAACACCCACGGCGUCCUCACCGCCGACUUCCACCUCCUAGUCCAAGACGUGCCUGACCCCCCCUCUGGAGUGACGGUGGUGGAGGAGGGGUCACGUCACCUCACACUCACCUGGACGCCCCCCCAGGACUCCAACGCCCCCAUCACCGCCUACCUCGUCACCUUCGACGCCCAGCAGUCCCCUGGUGGUCCUCGAGAGGUGACGGUGGAGGGGGAGCAGCAGAAGGUGCGGCUGGAGGGUCUCCUGCCCGCCACAACCUACACCCUGACGCUGGUGGCUGAGAAUCGUGUGGGGCGUAGUCAGCCGUCAGCCCCUCUACGUGUCAGCACGCAGGAGGAGCCCCCGUCAGCCAGCCCCCAGAACGUUAUUGUGUUAGGGGUGUCGUCGACGGCGCUACAGGUGUCCUGGGACCCCCCACCCCACAACCUCACCCAUGGCGACGUCCUCGGCUACUAUCUGGGCUUCAAGGACGCCAGCGAGGGUGAGGGCGGGGCGUACAACUUCACGACGGUGGGCGUGGAUGGAGUGGGCGUGACCAGCGCCACCCUGGCCGGCCUCCGCCCGCACGCCCGCUACGCUGUGGUCCUUCAGGCCUUCAACUCCAAGGGCGCCGGACCCGCCUCCCCGCCCGCCCUCGCCACCACGCUGGAGGACAAGCCGAGUUCGCCGCCUGGUCACGUGACGUGUGAGAGUGUGACGUCAUCAAGUGUGGUGGUGACGUGGGCGCCGCCCCCCCCACGUCACAGGAACGGUGUCGUCAUCAACUACCGUGUUUAUUACGUUCACGUCUCCCCCCACGGUGGAGGCCGGAGUGGCAGCGUGGUGUCGGAGGGCCAGAGGGCCACCCUGGGGGGACUCGCCCCCUGGACCAACUACUCCCUCACCGUCGCCGCCGCCACCAGGGCAGGCGAAGGCAUCCAGUCCCACGCCAUCGUCUGUACCACCGACCAGGACGUGCCAGAGGCGCCGGCCCGCGUGAAGGCGGUGGUGUCGGGUCCAAGGGCGGCCGUGGUCUCGUGGGCGCCGCCCACACGCCCACAUGGGCGUAUCAGCCGCUACACUGUGCACUGGGAGCCGGCUGGUGGGCGGGGCGGCCCCCACAGCCGGCGUGUGGAGCCCCACCUCACCCACCUCACCCUUCAUGACCUGCCCCACACCACACACCAGGUCUGGGUGACAGCGUCGACCAGGAUGGGGGAAGGUCCGUCGAGCAGCGUCACAGUGGUCAAGCCUACGCACACAGUUCCCGCGGGCGUGUGGGCGGUGGGCGGGAACGUGACGGCGGCGUGGAAGGAGGACGUGAGUCUGGCGUGUGGAGCCGUGGGCGUACCGGAGCCCACACUAACCUGGACCCACCAGAAGACUCCCAUCCCGGACCCCCACGACAGGUUCCGGGUACAGCCUGACGGGACGCUGACCCUGGCUGACGUCCAGCGAGCUGACAGCGGCCGCUACACCUGCACCGCCACCAACCACCACGGCAGCGACACCGUCACCUACAACCUCACCGUCCUAGUGCCUCCGUCAGCGCCGUCACUGCACGUCACGGAGACCACGUCCUCCUCCAUCAGAGUCCAGUGGAGUGUUGAGGACAACGGGGGCGCCGCCCUCCAGGGAGCCACCCUCCACUACAGGUCUGCUGGCGGGGAGUGGGUUCGAGCAGCGGUGGACGGGGAGCAGCGGUCCUACACAGCCAGAGAUCUCCGCUGUGGGACGCUACACCACUUCUACCUCACCGCCCACAACCACAUUGGCACGAGUUCGGUGUCGUCGACGGAAGCGGCCCGCACCAAAGGUCGUCCUCCAGAGGCGCCGCCACAGUUCCAGUUCGUGACGACCAACAGCUCGCAGGCGACGCUGUACCUGGCCCAGUGGGGCGACGGCGGCUGCCCCAUCACCCACUUCAGCGUCCAGUACCGCCGGGACAUCACCGCCCACUGGACCACAGUGGGGAGUGAGGUGCCGCCCAGCCGAACCUUCGCUGUGGGCGGCCUGGAGGCGGGCGGCCGUUACCAGCUGAGAGUCACCGCCCACAACUCUGCUGGAGCCACGCCCGCCCAGUACACCGUCACCACGCCCGCCUAUGCCCACACAGGAGGCGCGGGUGCGGGCGCGGGCGGGGGCGUGUGGGGCAGCCAGGCCUCCAGCGGUCCGGUGUGGCGGGACCCGCGGGUGGUGGUGCCGGGAGCCGUGUCGGGUCUGGCGCUCCUCCUCACCCUCACCACCGUCUGCGUCUGCCUCAGGAAGCGUCCCGCCAGCACACUGUCACAGAAGGAGGUUCCUGAGGCAGCGACGGACGCGGGCGAGGAGAAGGCGUCGGCUAUGCAGGCGAGGGACGACGUGUACACGACCGUCAGGAGGCCGGCACCGACGCCUCCCCAGCAGCAGCAGCAGCAGGACCUCAGGGACAACACCGGAGAGUACAGCGAGGAGGACCUCUACCCUUACGCCACAGCGACCUUCCAGAUGGGAGGGGGCAGCCCUCCACCUCCCGCCCCGCCUUCACCGCCCACACACGCCCUCCACCCACAACCUCGCGGCCAGAAGGCUUUCACCGCCCUUGUAUACCAGGCGCCUUCCCUUCAUGACGUUGAUUCCCCUAACUUAAGCGAAGUGGAGAGUCGGAGUUCGGGGGUCGGGGUGCCGUACGAGACUUGUCGGGCCGAACACUACGGGGGGGUGAUGACCCCCUCCGAGGGCCUCCCCCACCCGCCCCCCCACCACCGCCGCCCCCCCAGACACCUCAGGACCAGUAGAAUCCCCCGCAACGUCCGCUUCCCCUGAGACUCGUCGACUCCACCCCUACCAACUCAAGCAGCAGCAGAAGGAGGAGCAGCUCAAGCAGCGCCUUCGUCAGCAGGAUCAACAGCAACAGUACUACCAGCAUUACCAACACCCUCAGCAUCACUACCAGCACCCACAGCAUCAAUCUUACCAGCAGCUGCAAGAACACAGCCAAGAACAGCAUUACCAGCACCCCCAACAGCAACAGAAUCAACAAAAUCCACUGCAACAGCAGCAGCAACAACACCCACUACAAGAUCAGCAACAGCAGCAGCAGCAGCAGCAGCAGCAGCCAUUACAACAGCAGCAGACCCUGAGGCCCAGCUGUCAUCCUAGGCAGGUGUGACGGGCCAAGUAUUGAUGACAAUAGUAUGGCGUUUGGCGGCGAUGGCAGCGUGGCUUGGCUGAGCAUGGCAGCGUGGCUUGGCUGAGCAUGGCAGCGUGGCUUGGCUGAGCAUGGCAGCGUGGCUUGGCUGAGCAUGGCAGCGUGGCUUGGCUGAGCAUGGUGGCGAUGGCAGCGGCGUGGCGGCGGCUGUGGUGGCAGGGGCGGUUGUGGUGGCAGGGGCUGGGAAACUAUCCACCUCCAUCAUUCUUCAGGUAUUCUGAUGUCAGUAACACCGCAACUAUCAACCAACUUGACGAGCGGUCGGUAAACCUGACGUCCAGUCGGUAAACCUGACGACCCGUCGGUAAACCUUACACCGACGUUCAUGGAGGCGGGUUUACGCAAGCUCUUUUUUCCCUAGGCUGGAGUUGUUGACGAGAAAUGAGACUGUACGGUAUAUUUUUAUUUGUAGUCCUGCCAGGAACCUGGAGGCACUGACGCCAGGAACCUGGAGGCACUGACGCCAGGAACCUGGAGGCACUGACGCCAGGAACCUGGAGGCACUGACGCCAGGAACCUGGAGGCACUGACGCCAAGAACCUGGAGGCACUGACGCCAGGAACCUGGAGGCACUGACGCCAGGAACCUGGAGGCACUGACGCCAGGAACCUGCAGGCACUGACGCCAGGAACCUGGAGGCACUGACGCCAGGAACCUGGAGGCACUGACGCCAGGAACCUGGAGGCACUGACGCCAGGAACCUGGAGGCACUGACGCCAGGAACUUGAGGGCACUGACGUCAGGAACCUGGAGGCACUGACGCCAGGAACUUGAGGGCACUGACGCCAGGAACCUGGAGGCACUGACGCCAGGAACCUGGAGACACUGACGCCAGGAACCUGGAGGCACUGACGCCAGGAACUUGAGGGCACUGACGUCAGGAACCUUCGGACACUGACGCCAGGAACCUUCGGACACUGACGCCAGGAACCUUCGGACACUGACGCCAGGAACCUUCGGACACUGACGUCAGGAACCUUCGGACACUGACGCCAGGAACCUUCGGACACUGACGCCAGGAACCUUCGGACACUGACGUCAGGAACCUUCGGACACUGACGCCAGGAACCUGGAGACACUGACGUCAGGAACCUUCGGACACUGACGCCAGGAACCUUCGGACACUGACGCCAGGAACCUGGAGACACUGACGUCAGGAACCUUCGGACACUGACGCCAGGAACCUUCGGACACUGACGCCAGGAACCUUCGGACACUGACGCCAGGAACCUUCGGACACUGACGCCAGGAACCUGGAGACACUGACGCCAGGAACCUUCGGACACUGACGCCAGGAACCUGGAGGCACUGACGUCAGGAACCUUCGGACACUGACGUCAGGAACCUGGAGGCACUGACGCCAGGAACCUUCGGACACUGACGCCAGGAACUUGAGGGCACUGAGCUGCUGCUUCAAGGAGCUGUCGUGAAGGACGUUGAUGUGCACCUGCUGACCCACUUCCCCCUGAGACCUUCCUGUGAAUGCUGACAUUACAAAUCACGGCCAAACGCUCACGUAAGGGUGUGAAGAGUCCUGUGUGGUGAUAAACGUUCCAUUGUGUCAAGAAAGGUGCUCAAUCAAAACGCAUUACAUAAGCAUUUAAAAGAAAAAAAACUCAUAUUUUAACAGUCCUGUUAGGUGAUACAUGUUACAUUUAGUGAGUUAUUAAAUGUUGUAUAAAAUAAAUUAGAUUUUUAGAUUGGAAGAACUGAUACUGGAAGCACGUAUUCUGUGUUCGAAGUCCACCUUAACAGUGACACAUCGAUCCACUCAAGAACAUUUGUGAUGAUUGACUUGAUGUGUUGACCAAAGACUUAAACUAUAUCACUUUUUUGGUGUGUUUACAAUUUACACAGGCUUGGUGACCUUGCCUAGUGCUACCUGAUUAUUGACCAGGAGCUAACUGCUGACCAGGAGCUGAUUGUUGACCCCCGUCCCCCGGUCGCUCCUGUAAGGUGUUCCAAGAAGCGUGCUAAUAUUUUUUGAGAUAUAUACAAGAGUUGUUACAUUCUUGUACAGCCACUAGUACGCGUAGCGUUUCGGGCAAGUCCUUAAUCCUAUGGUCCCUGGAAUA